AUGAACCAAACCGGCGCGGCAAUCUCGCCUGCCGCCGGCAACACCCACCUCGGACCUCUGGGUCAUCUUCCUCCCCCGACCUACCAACCUACCUUACCUACUCACCCCCCAUCUGCUACUCUGCUUGCCCCAACCUCAAUCAUCGACACCAUCACAGAUGUAUCCCCGUUCAUCCCCAUCGUCCUCGACCUGGCGGCGCACAACUACUACCACUGGCGUCAUUUGUUCCUUGUCCACCUCGGGCGCUGCGGCCUCCGCAGCCACAUCGACGGCGACAACCUGGCGGCCUCCUCCGAUCCCGUUUGGAUCAAGGACGACUUCGCCAUUCUGCAGUGGAUUUACACGCGGAUCUCAACGGAGCUGUUCGGCCUCCUCCCCAAGGACGGCGCCACCGCCUUCGUCAUCUGGCGCGAGCUCCAGCGCCUGUUCCAGGACAACCGCGAUGCCCGCAUCAACCACCUGGAGACAGCGAUGCGCACCCUCAAGCAGAGGGACGAGCCCGUCGGCACCUACUGCCAGCGCCUCAAGGCCAUGGCGGAUGAACUGCAUGAGCUCGGCGCUCCGGUGGAUGACCGCCGGCUCAUCUCCGCCACCCUCGCCGGCAUCAGCGAGCGAUUCGACAAGGUCACCUCCGUCAUCCCUCUGCUUCGCCCCGCGCCGCCGUACUCUGAGGUGCUCUCCAUGCUUCAACUCGAGGAGACCAAACUGCGCACCAGGAUGGAGCAACCGCAGGCCUUCUACUCCAACAACGGGCCUUGCAACAGCGGCAACGCCGCCCAAGCUCCGUCCCCGCAACAGCCGGCCGUGCGCCCCACCGGCGUCAGCCCGAACUACAAGGGCAAGAACCCGGUUCCCGGUUUUCAGCACCGGAACGCAUCCAACAACGGGUCGACCUCCACGACGCCAUCGGCUCACGCCUCACCAGCACCGCCUCGUCAACCGGCAGCGACACCGACGGCACCCAUGACUCCGCCAUGGCGUGCCCACACUGAUCCCUGGACCGGCUUGGUUCAGGCCUGGCCUGUCCCAUGGACCCAGGCAACUGCCGUCGCCGCGCCUGGCCCCGUGCCCUGGCAGCUGCCGUCGCCACGACUCGUCGGCGGCCCCGGCCUGCUUGGCCGGCCUCCUGCUCAGGCAUACUACUCCUUCGCGCAGAACCAUCAACCGGCGCCUGCAACAUACCCGGCCUCGCCAUUUGCGCCUCCUGCCUAUGCGGCUGCGCCGAUGCAAGCGCCGAUGUACGCACCUCCCACGACUCCUGCGUCUCCUGCCUGGGACCAAGCGGCCUUGGUCCACGCCUUGAACGCCUAUACCAACCACAAUGAUGGAGGCUGGAUCGUCGACUCUGGAGCAACUGCGCACAUGUCUGGAUCUCAAAACCCAGGCCCUGAUCGCACGACAUGAUAGCACUGGCGAUCUCUAUCCAUUCCAUGAAGCCAUGACAACCAACUCUGCAUCGGCGUUCCUCGCUAGUGUCAACCUUUGGCACCGUCGCUUAGGCCAUCCCAAUUCACAGACUGUAUCUAGUUUACUUCAGCAUUUUCAAAUUCCCUGUAGAAAAGACUCUCAUGACCCAGCGCUCUGCGAAGCCUGUCAGAGAGGAAA
Triticum aestivum (bread wheat) is the source of this 1605-nucleotide messenger RNA. RefSeq lists its product as uncharacterized. The coding region runs from base 1 to 1404 and encodes 467 amino acids. The transcript has 2 exons. NCBI's taxonomy places the organism in Eukaryota, Viridiplantae, Streptophyta, Magnoliopsida, Poales, Poaceae. The record is from RefSeq and is a predicted model, not a curated record.